CAGCGCAGCUGCCUUUGUCGGGGAGGGGGCUGCUGACGGGCCAGGGUCAGCCUAAGGGGGAAGAGUGGGCUCCAGCUGCGUCCGCGCGCCCUUUUUCGCUGGUCUGUGGUCAUAGUGCCAAGUGGUUCUCUAGCCUUCUCCCCAAGUCACCGUCGUCGUACUCGGCCCUAACGGGAUGUGUAGCUCCUAGAAAGGGAGGCUGCGGCGGUAAGAGCUGCGUCUUUUGCUGAUCUUUGGCCCCAGCUGCCGGGGGAGACUGCGCGGGACUGUCCGGCAGGCGGGGUCUCCCCAAAAGGGACCACUGCCAGACGCAGCUCUCCAAGGCACUCGCGAGGGCAGAGCCUAGAGGGCAGAGCAAACAUGAAUGUUGGAGUUGCUCACAGUGAGGUGAAUCCAAAUACCCGUGUAAUGAACAGCCGUGGUAUGUGGCUGACAUAUGCAUUGGGAGUUGGCUUGCUUCAUAUUGUCUUACUCAGCAUGCCCUUCUUCAGUGUUUCUGUUGCUUGGACCUUAACAAAUAUUAUACAUAAUCUGGGGAUGUAUGUCUUUUUCCAUGCAGUGAAAGGAACACCUUUUGAAACCCCUGACCAAGGUAAAGCAAGGCUCCUAACUCAUUGGGAACAACUGGACUAUGGAGUACAGUUUACAUCUUCACGGAAGUUUUUCACAAUUUCACCAAUAAUUCUAUAUUUUCUGGCAAGUUUCUAUACGAAGUAUGAUCCAACUCACUUCAUCCUAAACACAGCUUCUCUGCUGAGUGUACUAAUUCCCAAAAUGCCACAACUACAUGGUGUUCGGAUCUUUGGAAUUAAUAAGUAUUGAAAUGUGUUGAAACUGAACAAAACUUUUAUAGCUACUGAGUUUCCUGUAAGGAGGGAGUAGUUAGCGUACUGCACUAUUAUUGCGAUAAUAUGAAAUGAGAGGAAUUUGCAUUGGAGGGCCAAUUGCUAGUUCUUCAUAGGUUGUUUUGAAGUGCAGAUUUUUACUAGAAGAUGCCUCUAAGUGUUUAAUCCAUCUGGUGUAUUUCUGAGAGAGGCUUUACAGGCAGGCUGGGCAGGCCCAGCUCAAAGGUUAAAUGGCUCUAGAGCAAGGGUAUAGUAAAUUAAUCCAAGGAAGUAAGUUUCUAAGAAACUAGGACUAGCUUAGUUUAUAAUGGAUGGGCAUUAUGUUAGGAGAAGAAAAUUUUCAAUCAUUCAGUCGUAGUCAGGUUUACACCGACUUACAUGUAAACCAGGAUCAUCUAUUUAAAAGUUUACUAUAGAUGGUUUUUAUUACCUUACGUAUUUCUACCCUCUUGUUUUUUACAAGUCAAUUCCUUAUUUUGUAAGUGUGGUUUUUUUUUUUUGGUUUUGCUGGUUCAACAUUAUGUGUUGACAGAUGAGGUCAUUUUUAUAUUUAUUAAGUUACUGAGUUCAUGAAGAUCCACCUUCAUGACUGGUGAUAGAGAUAAGCAGCGUCUGAGUCAGUCUUUUAAUUUUGAAACAACCUAGGUUUUGCUGCUUUUCCAGAUAAAAGGCUGCUAAACCAAUUAAAAUAAUUUAUUUUAGGCAGUUAAAGUACAUGAUAAUUUAAAGUUCUCUGCUUAUUUGGUUGAGCAAUGUAAUUGUUAAAGAAUGGCAAUUCUUUAGAAAAGGAAAUACAACAUAGACAGCUAUAUAGUCAACCUGUGUUCUGGCAAAACAUUCUUAGCAGUAGUACCAGGCUUGCAGUAAAAUAUAACAUCGUUUUUUCUUAGUCCUCCUGCUCUCUAUUCCAGUCUUUUGGCCCCCAUUAAUAUUUUUGCCUUUCAAUAACUUACAUGGAUUUUGGUGCAGAUAGCUCAAAAUGGUAACUUUUUCCAAAGGAGCAACCAUAUUGAAAUUCUUGUGACUUGGAGAAAUUUCUUAUAGUUGCUGACUUUAUUUGCAAGAAAUAACCAUAUUCUACUUUGAGAAGUGAGUGUGCCAAAUAACAAAAUUCUGGUAUGGGAUGAAACUGAAAAUCUCACUAACAUCUGUAAAUAAAAUUGACUGAAGAGUUACAGACCAACCUAGAAAUCAAUUUGUUUCAAUAAAUUGACUUUUCGGGGUAAUGAUCGUUGUUUUGUAUUUCAAAAGUAUUGAGUUUAGAAAUCAGAUGUAUGAUAAAUGCCUUUGUAUGUUUGUCUUUUCUCAUGUAUUAAUAACUGAUCAUCUAUGCUUUAAUAAAAAUUUUCCUUGGUAUAAGAUUUCAGAAACUCUCCAAGUUCAGACAUCAAAAUUACACUUAUAUUAAGUUAGCCAAAAACAUUCCUUUGUCUUUCUUCAUUUUAAAGCUUAAUUAUCUGAAAAGGCUUACAUUUUUUGUACAUAUUUCAGAGACAGAAAACUGCUCUGAUAUAUGCUUUCUUCUCCUAUUUUCCCUACUUUUUGCCCUCCAAUGUUUAGAUAUUUGAGUGCCCACUCUGUGCUAGGUAUUGUUUAGGUGUUGCAAAUGAAUAUGGUAUAUACAUAAGACAGACUAACCCCCCACCUCCGUAUUUGCUUAUGUUCUAGUUUAAAGACAGAUAAUAAACGAUUAAAAAAAAGUACAAUUAUUUUAUGUAGUGGUAAGUGCUUUGGGGAAAAAGCUGAAUAGUAGGGGAGCUAUUUAGAAAGGUCAUCCCUGAAGAUCCUAUCUGAGAACAUAACAUGAGAACACAGACCUGACAAAAGGGAGCAAGCAAUUCAAAGAUCUGGGGAAAUAGCAUUACCAGUAAAGGAAAUGACAAAUAUUAAGGUUCUGAGGCAGGAAUGAGUGUGAUGUGUUUAAAGAAGAACAGGACAGUCAGUGGGGCUAGAAAGGAUAAUCAAAGAAGAGAAGAAUGGUAGCAAAUACGAGGUCAGAGGAAUAGGUGGGGCCCAGAUCAUUUAGGGUUUUACAGACCGAAGUAAAGAGUGGAUUUUAUUCUAAGCAUGACAGCCAUUGGAGAGUUUUACAAAGGAGAAUAAUGGGAUCUGAUCUUUGUUUUAAGAUCACUGGCUACUUUUGAGAGUAAACUGUAAGGGAAUAGGAAACAGGAAGAAGUUAAGAAGCUACUGCAGGCAAGAAACAAUGGUAGCUUGGACUAGAGAAAUAGCAGACGAAGUAAGUAGCAGUCAGAUUUGAGAUAUCCUUUGCAUGUACAACCCAUAAGAUGCUGAUGUAUUGAUUGUGGUUUGGGGGUGAGAAAAUUAAAAUAACUCCUAGUUUUUGGCCUUAGCACCUAGGUGAAUGGUUAUGUUAAAUAUAGAAAUUAUUGCAAAUUUCACAAAUUUGUAAAGUUUAAUAUAAAAAUAUAAAAAAACUUUUUUUUUUAAACAAAAUCUAUAAUGGCUAUUGGAAGAAAAUCAAUUGCCAUACUAUAAUUGCUCCCAAUUUCAAGUUAGAAGACAUACUGGCAAUUUCUAAGCAGGCAUAAACUCAAAAAUACCUAAGUCUUAUGUACCUGUCACAGAUGAAAAGUGUUCCCUUUGUUUUUCCCUAACCCACUGGCUUCAGUGUUUCCUUGAUUCUGCAUUUGGUCUUUACUAUUCUUUCAAAACCUUGUCCACUGGUAACAGUCAAAACCGGAGUCAGUGGUAUUAGUUACCACUUUGCCUUAAAAAACACUUUAAAGUGUCAUCCAUGAAAUUCUGGAAUAUGGGUACAUAUUCUGAUAAUUUACAUUUGAAACUAAAUGAUGAAAAUUUUAAAACCAGUUGUUAGUUUGAAAGAUAUCCAAUUCAGAACAAUCUAUAAAUUGAACAUUUUCUCUGUAUAAUUAACAUUAACAGUUUAAGAUGAACUAUUUUGAUCUACACUUGAUGUAUUUCAGCGUCUCCAUCCUGAGUUAUAAGGUUAAAUAUUGCUAAUUUAAAGGUAAUGAUAGUAAUGUAAGUGUUACUGUUAACAAGGUGAAUCAAUCUGCCAAAUAAAACAUUUAUUCCUUUAGUAGAUUAAGUGUUGCAUUUUUUCAGAAAAUUUUAUAUUUCUUUGUCUUCAAACCCUUUAGAUAAAGCAUCAGCAUUUGUGGAAAGCAGACCUAAAUUUAAAAUUCCAACUCCACUACCUAUUGGUUGUGUAACCUUGGGCAAACUAAUUGCUCUAAGCUUUGGUUUUCUUAUCUAUAAAAUAAGAGCAGUAAAACUACUUGCCUUUUACGGUUGCUGUGACACUUAAAAUAGUUCAUAUUAAUAAAUGUUUGUAAUUCUGGUUAUCAUUUGUUUAUAAUAAUUUAGUCCCUGCUGUUUGUAAAAUUACAAAUACAGCAGCCACUGUAAGAGUUGAAGAUAAUAAAUAUAUAAUAAAUGUAUAAUGACAAAAUAAAUUUUCCCUCCUAAUUUUCUUCCCAUUUUGAAAACCUAACUUUUUUCACUAACAGGCAAGUCAAAAUAGAAUAUUUUGUUUUAUCCUGGGUAUUCAAAUGGCUGAAUUAAUGAAACAACUCACUGCUUGAGGCAAAAGGAUGCCUUUUUUUAACCCACAUUUUUUUUCUUUUUUACUCUCAGAGUAAUACAAGACUGUUGACCAACUACCAUACCUUUAUCCUUAUAGAAAACCCAAAUAAAGCUGAGACUAUAACAGUGACAUUCUUCUGGGUAAAGAUUAAACCAGACCAGAUACUUGCAAGGAAAACAAUGCAACUGCCUUUUCUUCAUUUACAAGAUAGUUACCUCAAAUUUCAAAUAUGUAUAGCUUUAAAGUUGUCUUUUAUUUUAUGCUUCAAGAAACUGAAGAAAUAAAUAUAUAGGAGAAUAAGAGUUUGAUAAUUCAUUAGGAAUUGCUCAUAGGUCAAAUCCUAUUCAUUAAUAAGCAG
Messenger RNA from Choloepus didactylus (southern two-toed sloth), 4774 nucleotides. It is a transcript of the gene ORMDL1, whose product is annotated as ORMDL sphingolipid biosynthesis regulator 1. The record is from RefSeq and is a predicted model, not a curated record. NCBI's taxonomy places the organism in Eukaryota, Metazoa, Chordata, Mammalia, Pilosa, Megalonychidae. Gene Ontology annotation, biological process: intracellular sphingolipid homeostasis; ceramide metabolic process; negative regulation of ceramide biosynthetic process. The transcript is spliced from 4 exons. Gene Ontology annotation, cellular component: endoplasmic reticulum membrane. Bases 361 to 822 code for a protein of 153 amino acids.